Messenger RNA from Trichomonas vaginalis G3, 936 nucleotides. RefSeq names its product transcription initiation factor TFIID subunit 8 family. The coding region runs from base 1 to 936 and encodes 311 amino acids. Gene Ontology annotation, molecular function: protein heterodimerization activity. Gene Ontology annotation, cellular component: transcription factor TFIID complex. Lineage: Eukaryota; Parabasalia; Trichomonadida; Trichomonadidae. The transcript has a single exon. The record is from RefSeq and is a predicted model, not a curated record.
AUGUCUGACGAAUUCACAGAGCAAAUCCUCAAAAUUAUUAUUGCGCAAACUGCCCAAAAAUGUGGCUUUUCUACUAUUUCUGAGACUGCGUUAGACAUUCUAGUUGAAGCAGUUAUAGCAAACAUCAGAGAAGUUUGUACAAAUUCAACAAGGGUAACAAACCAUUGCGGUCGUAUCGAUACAAAUGGUUACGAUCUAUUCUUUGCUCUUAACAAUCUUCCUAAUAGAGAAUCCGUCAGUACCUUAACAGUUUUCUUAUCUCAAGCAGAUAAACUCAUCACUCCAUUCGAAUUCUUUGUUGACAAUUAUCCAGCAUUCGAAAAGAAUAUAAAUCCAUUCUAUGAACAGCAACUAAAACCUCAAGAACAGAGACCAAUGAAUUCGGAACCAAAACUUUGGGAGAAGCCAAUGCCUUUCAGAAUUUACAACCCUCCAGAAAUGAAGCAAAGCCAAGGCAAGCAAUCCCAUAUCCCUGCUUUUUACCCGAAUUUUCCAAAUACUUACACUUAUCAAUAUACAGCAACACCUCUUCCUGAAUCAGCUCCAGACAACACAGAUGCAGAAGCCCGCAGAUCAAGAGACCAAAACAACUUACAGAAAGAGAUCGAAGAGAUGGGCAAAUCUCAGGACAACAAAUCUCAACAAAGCGUCGAAUUCGAUAGCCAGCUUACUCAACUCCUUUCGAAUGAGAUGGUCAGACGUCCUACGGCCCUUCUUGAAUCUCCUAUUUACGCAUUAGACGGUAUUAGAAGCGAAGUCAAUCCAGAAUUCCUUCCAUUGGAGUUUGUUAAGCUUGAUAAUAACAGAACAAGAGAUGAUGGCACCAGCCUUCGCAUUCUUAACAUUAAACACUUGGAUUUAUAUUGUGGAAAGCCAGGAGAUUUGCACAGCUCAGAAAAAGAUAAAGGAGAUAACAAAGAAGCAAAACAAGAGUAA